This is a messenger RNA of Macroventuria anomochaeta, 3264 nucleotides long. Its product is annotated as chromosome transmission fidelity protein 18. The record is from RefSeq and is a predicted model, not a curated record. Bases 34 to 3264 code for a protein of 1076 amino acids. The transcript has 3 exons. Gene Ontology annotation, molecular function: ATP binding; DNA binding; ATP hydrolysis activity. Gene Ontology annotation, cellular component: nucleus. Lineage: Eukaryota; Fungi; Ascomycota; Dothideomycetes; Pleosporales; Didymellaceae.
UCUGCUUUAGCAUAAUGUCAUACCCAAGAUUCGAUGAGUAGUUAUUCAGCUGGCAUUCCGACUUCCUUCGAUCCUGCCCUUCUUUACUCCGAAUACGAUCACCCACAGAACGCACCUAGUUCCAUCUCCCACUCGGACGAACUUGAAGCAUUGCAAGCGUGCAUUGAGGAAAACAAGGCUAGGAAGAACGAAGAAGACGUGGUCAUACAACACCGUGCCUGGAACCUAGCGGAUAUUUUCAGGAGUGAAGGAGAGCAUAGCUUUGACACACCGUUGAAGCGCCGGACGCACUUCCCCAUCAAGCGUAUACCUACCGAUACUCCGACCUACGAUCCAGCUCUACCUUCCUCGCCUCCAACGUUCGCCAUGCCGCUCAUCUCGUCACCCAUCGCGUAUCCGCCGAGCUCGUCCAUGCCUCAGGCGCCGUCACCAAAGAAGAGGAAGCGUUCGAUCGAUGUGCGCAGCCCACUAAAGGAUAUGCCUAAUAAGCAGACUGCGCGCAAAGUUGGAGGAUUCCUCGACGACUCAGACAACGAGGACGAUAUUGCGGCCCUAAAGGAGCAUUCGACGAAGAGGACAGCAGUCAACAGCAUUAGAGAGCUUCCUUCGGCGCCCGAAGAGCUUGCAGAUUAUACCCCACCCGCAAGUCAGGACGAGAUCGCUGAUGCUGAAGAUGUUCCUGUCGAAGCGCUUGACGAGUACUUCGAGACGCGGCCACAGACAAAGCGCCUGCCGCUUCACAGUGCCCCUACAUCCGCACAGCCCAUGCGAGGUACAGUAGCACGAAAUGCAGCAGGAAAAGCAAUCUACAUUCCCAAAAGAGCGAAGAAGGAGGCCGUGUCUUUCGAGGAGCUGAUAGCAGCGAGGUCAGAGGCAGUGGAAGGCAAAGCACGGACAAGCUAUUACGGCAUCGACAUUCACUCGCUGAUAUACGAGGCCAAGGCUGAAGACGAGGCAAUAGUAGCCAGCCGUACGCAAGCAUUCGAGAACCUGGCCCGUCAGUCGAUCGAACAGCCAGUCAGCAAGUCUGGAAAGAGCAAUCGCACGCUGAUGUGGACUGAGAAGUACCGGGCAAAGAAGUUCACAGACCUUGUUGGAGACGAACGCACACACAGAUCAGUUUUGCGGUGGCUGAAGGGUUGGGAUCCUAUCGUCUUCCCGGGCUCUGGCAAGGCAAGGCCAAAGAGCACGAAGAAAGAUUUUGGUGAAGAUGAGCAGAGUCAUCGCAAGAUUCUGCUGUUGACGGGACCUCCAGGAUUGGGCAAGACCACACUUGCACAUGUUUGCGCGCGACAAGCCGGUUACGAAGUCCAAGAGAUCAAUGCAUCAGACGAGCGAAGUCGAGAUGUUGUCAAAGGUCGCAUUCGAGACAUGGUUGGGACUGAGAACGUACGUGGCAUCAGCUCGAACACAGCGAAUGGCAAAGUCCGCAAGGCUGGAAAGCCAGUCUGUGUAGUGGUCGAUGAGGUCGACGGUGUGGUUGGCGGAAGCAGCAAUGGUGGUGGUGGCGGCGAAGGUGGGUUCAUCACAGCGCUCAUUGAUUUGAUCCAUCUGGAUGAGAAGAACUCGAAGAUGGUGGGACAGCAGCAGGGAACAACAGGUUCCAAGAAGAAGAAAGCCGAUAAAUUUCGGCUGCUGAGGCCACUCAUCCUGAUCUGCAACGACCUGUACCAUCCUUCACUGCGACCGUUACGGCAGUCAUCAUUCGCUGAGAUUGUGCGCAUCCGCCAGCCUGCCAUGAACAUGGUCGUCACACGCAUACAAGAUAUCUUCAGCAAAGAGGGCUUCCAGUGCGACUCAGAUGGUGUGCGUCGACUUUGCGAAGCUACAUGGGGCGUCAGCACGAAGAAGGAGGGUGGUACAGGCAUUGGCGCUGGCGAAGGCGAUAUUCGUGGAGUCAUGGUCAUGUCUGAGUGGGUAGCAGGACGGCUGAAGUCAUCACACGAUUUCAGGUCAAAGGAAAGGCCACAUCUAACAAAGAAAUGGAUUGAAGAUAACUUCAUUAACGACUUGAAGCAUGGCGGUGGAGCUGCGCGCAGCUUAGGGCGAGGGGGUGCGAAGGAUGUUGUCGAUCGAGUCUUCAAGGAGGGAGCUGGCUUCCCCAAGCAACCUGAGACAACAGACCUGCGGACGGCGGCUGCUCGAGCAAAGACUGGUGUUGUCGGCGUUGCUGAAGCGGCGAAGCGGCGGGCAAUGGACCGUCUGAGAGAAAUGGUCGAUACGAGCGGCGACUGUGACCGCAUCGUGACUGACUGCUUCACCGCAUACCCCGAGAGGCCAUUCCAAGACGACACACUCCUCAGCAAGCCCACCGCCGCCUACGAAUGGCUCCAUUUCCACGAUACCCUCUCCUCCGCCGUCCACAGCUCGCAAGAAUGGGAGCUCUUCCCCUACCUUUCCCAAUCCGUCCUCGCUUUUCACGACCUGUUCGCCUCUCCUCGCCACGAAGUUUCAAACCCGACAGUCGACCCCGAUGCUCAGACCCUACCCUUCUCAGGCCCAGGCGCAAGCUUCGCAGCGGCAGAACAACAUAAAGCCAGUCGAGCACAACUUAUGGGUCUGCAGUCGUCGCUCAGUCUACCUCUGACGAGACUGUUCAGGAGUCCCGAAGAGAUGGCAACAGAACUCAUACCCUACACAUUACGUAUGCUCUCGCCGGACGUGAAGCCUGUCAUCGUCAAUAGCGGCCCUGCAGGCUCGAAGUCAAACGCUACAGCUGCAGUACGUAAGUCUUCUGAAAAAGCACUUGUCAAGAAAGCCGUUGAGGCUAUGGCCGCGACAGGAGUGCGCUUUGAGCGCAGUAGAGUAGAGGUCGAAGAUGUGAUGAACCGCAGUUGUGGUUUUGUAUUCCGCAUGGAGCCUCCUCUCGACACACUCGCAAGCUUCGAAACACUAGCCGGCAAGAAGGACGACAAAGUUCGCUAUGCAGUGCGCAGUGUGCUAGAGAUGGAGUGGAAAAAAGAGUCCGCACGAAUCAAUAUGGAGAACCGGAAGCGGCGAGGUGGGCAAGAGAACGAGGAAGUCCUGGUACAGGAGGAGAAGGAGGAGGAUGUUGCGAAGAAGCUGGAAGAGGCUAACAAGAAGGCUGUGAAGAGGGAUUUUUUCGGUAGAAUUAUCAAGGAGAAGCCGCCUGUUGAGGGUGAGAUCAGGAAGAAGACAAAGCGGGAGGGUGAUGAGGACAGGAUAUGGGUGAGCUUUCACGAGGGUUUUUCGAAUGCCGUCAGGAAGCCGAUUACCAUCGAUGAGCUAUUCAGAGGGUUGUAA